AUGUCAUCUAUAAAUAUUGCAGGCACACAAUCGGUGGAUGAUCCUGAAUAUCGCUACAAGAUGCCAAGGUUGCAAGCCAAGAUUGAAGGCCGUGGUAACGGCAUUAAGACGUUGGUCGUCAACUGUGCUGAUAUUGCGGCGUCACUCCACCGCUCCACUGCUGAAGUGUGCAAGUUCUUUGGCUGCGAGCUUGGUGCCCAGUCCAAGUACGAUGACAAGACCGAUCGUGCCAUUGUGAACGGCGCUUUUGAUGCUGGUAUGAUGCAGCAGCAUUUGUCCAAGUACAUCGAAGGCUUCGUGCUGUGCCCUGGUUGCCGUCUGCCUGAGACCAAGUACAAGUUUAAGGGUCAGUUGAUCUUCCACAAAUGUUACGCUUGUGGCGCUGUGGAGCCGGUAGAUAUGAAUCACAAGCUCACGACGUUCAUCUUCAAGGAGCACACUGCUGCGAAACGUGGCAGCAAGGACGACAAGAAGAAGAAAGAUAAGAAGGACAAAAAGGAGAAGAAGGUAAAGAAGCUGCAUGACGAACCUGAAGAUGAAAUUGUUACCAAGGAGAAAAAGGAAAAGAAGGAAAAGAAAGACAAGAAGGACAAAAAGGACAAGAAAGACAGGAAGGACAAGAAAAAAAAAGCACUAUAA
This is a messenger RNA of Peronospora belbahrii, 639 nucleotides long. The record is from the annotation of a GenBank genome assembly. NCBI's taxonomy places the organism in Eukaryota, Oomycota, Peronosporomycetes, Peronosporales, Peronosporaceae.